Molecule: messenger RNA, 570 nt
Organism: Fusarium oxysporum Fo47
Lineage: Eukaryota; Fungi; Ascomycota; Sordariomycetes; Hypocreales; Nectriaceae
Exons: 2
Coding region: 1-570 (189 amino acids)
Source: RefSeq, a predicted model, not a curated record
AUGAGCGCAGCGCUGGCUUUGUACGCCCGGGCAUCCACAACCUCGAGCCUGACUCCCUACGAGUACUGCUCUGGGAAAGACUCUAUUUGCGGUGCAUUCAACGACAUAGAUCGCGACUGUGACGACGAGAACGGCGCUGCUUACUACCAAUGCAUUUGCACAUCCGGAUGGGUUCCGACGAGCAGAGCGUGUCGCUAUUGCAUGUAUGCCUUGGGCCUCACGGAGGUAGUGGCCGAUUCCCAGAACUUUACCGAAAUAUGCAGCAACGAGGGCUUCACUAUUGCCCCAAUUCCGUCAAGCGUUAUCUCUGAGCAAAUGGAGCGGAACAAGACUAUCGAGGUGCCUGAGCCGGAGCCAAAGACGGCUUCAUCCUCGACACUCACGUUCGACAUGCCUCGCAAGACCGGAUAUCAUGAGCCCGAAACAUUGACCUUUUACGGAACACCAACUGCUUCCCUCCCAGAUAUAAACCCGGCAGAAUCGAAUGACGGAGUCGGGUACCAAUUCGGUUUGAGAAAGAUUUUGGUUUUCAGCAUAGCAUUUAGUCUGGGCGUUGCUGCAUAUGUAUAG